Molecule: messenger RNA, 930 nt
Organism: Trichosurus vulpecula (common brushtail)
Lineage: Eukaryota; Metazoa; Chordata; Mammalia; Diprotodontia; Phalangeridae
Product: olfactory receptor 6C4-like
Exons: 1
Coding region: 1-930 (309 amino acids)
Biological process (GO): G protein-coupled receptor signaling pathway
Cellular component (GO): membrane
Molecular function (GO): G protein-coupled receptor activity; olfactory receptor activity
Source: RefSeq, a predicted model, not a curated record
AUGAAAAACCUCACCACACUGACUGACUUCAUCCUGCUGGGUCUGACGGACGCUCCUGAAUUCCAAGUUGUGCUUUUCCUCUUUCUCUUUCUUACCUACAUGUUCAGCGUCAUUGGCAACCUGACCAUCAUCACACUCACCCUGCUAGAUUCUCACCUCCAAACUCCCAUGUAUUUCUUCCUUCGGAAUUUCUCCAUUUUAGAAAUUUCCUUCACGUCUGUUUUUAUUCCCAGACUCUUGUACAGUAUCUCAACAGGGAACAAAACCAUUAGCUUUGUUGGUUGUUUCAUUCAGUACUUUUUUGCUAUAUUUCUGGGGGCCACUGAGUUUUACCUCCUGACUGCCAUGUCCUAUGAUCGCUAUGUUGCCAUCUGCAAGCCCCUACAUUACACAAUCAUCAUGAGCAGCAGAGUCUGUAUCCUACUUGUUCUUUGCUCUUGGUUCGCUGGGUUCCUGACUUCUCUCUCAGUAGUCUUAAUGGCGAAUCGCCUAAACUUCUGCUCAUCCAAUGUCAUAAAUCAUUAUUGCUGUGAUACAACUCCCCUUCUGAAACUCUCCUGCUCAGAUACCAGUCUAACAGAAUUAGUUGAUUCAUUCUUAGCUGUUCUGACACUUGUGAUAACCCUAGUGCUUGUGAUGCUCUCUUACACAAACAUAAUUAGGACAAUUCUCAAAUUUCCUUCUGUUCAGCAAAGGAAGAAAGCCUUUUCCACCUGUUCCUCCCACAUGAUCGUACUCUCUCUCUCUUUUGGAAGCUGCAUCUUCAUGGAGAUCAAGCCAUCAGCAAAGGAUGACGCUACCUUCAACAAGGGAGUAGCUGUGCUCAAUAGUUCAAUAAGCCCUCUGCUGAAUCCCAUCAUCUAUACGCUGAGAAAUAAGCAGGUGAUACAAGCCUUCAAGGACUUGGUCCAAAAGAUAAUGAGCCAUUGA